AUGGUGCCAAACCCUACCUCGGACUGGACAGAACUGCAUGAUCGUUUCUAUAGAAAGCAGGAAAUCUACUCUCUAUCAUGGAAUCAGACCGACCUCUCCAAGUUUAUGAUUUCUGGCGCUCAAUACGGUGGUCCUAUUGCCAUGAUAAGAGACGACAAGAAGGUCUUGCUGCUCCAGAAACAACAGCCCAUUAAACCCACCAUCUACAUGUAUACCAGUGCUGGCAAAUUGAUCGAGCAAAUUCAGUGGGAUAAGGGCCGCAUUGUAGCAUUGGGAUGGACGGAUCAAGAGCAACUGGUUGUGGUGACAGAUGAUGGUUCUGUGAGGCUGUAUACACUCUAUGGACAGUAUACGCAGUUUUCUCUGGGCAAAGAUGCCAAGAACGAUGGUAUCAUCGACUGUCAAAUUUGGGGAGGUGGCCUGGUAGCGAUGACCGGAAAAUACCAACUGAUCAGCUUGACCAACUUUGAGGAACCACAACCCAAGAUGAUGGCUGAACUCAAGCUGGAUGAACCUUUGCACAGCUGGACAGUCGUUCCUCCUCAAUUCACACUGAGUCGACAUGUGGAAGUCUUGAUUGCUACAGGGUCUACCAUUUUGGUGGUAGACAGUAAGGAAGUGACAGAUCAGCACUUGAACCAAGGCCCUUUUACCAAGAUGGUUGUUUCGCCCAACGGUAAAUUCCUGGCACUAUUCACAUCAGAUGGCAAACUGUGGGUUGUAUCCACUGAUUUCCAAAAGAACCUGUCUGAAUACUCGACCAAGUCCAAAAUUGCGCCUCAACAACUGGUGUGGUGCGGUACUGACUCUGUAGUGUUGUAUUGGGACAAGAUUGUCCUGAUGGUUGGCCCCUUUGGUGACUGGAUCAAGUAUACGUAUGAGGAUCCCAUCUAUUUGGCGUCUGAAAUUGAUGGUGUUCGUAUCAUCAGUAAUGAUAAGUGUGAGUUGCUACAAAAGGUGCCUACCUCCACUGAAAAGAUCUUCAAAAUUGGCUCUACUGAUCCGCCUGCCAUGUUGUUUGAUGCCUUGGAUCAUUAUGAGCGCAAGAGCCCCAAGGCAGAUGAAAAUAUUCGAAGCAUCAAGGCAGAGUUGAUCGACGCUGUUGACAGCUGUAUUGAGGCAGCAGGUUUCGAGUUUAGUCACUAUUACCAACGAGCCUUGUUAAAAGCAGCUUCAUUCGGAAAGUGCUUCCUGGACAAUUACAAUGCAAAUGAAUUCGUAGACAUGUCGCAAACGAUUCGUGUCUUGAAUGCUGUGAGAUACUACGAUAUCGGCAUUCCAUUGACCUAUGCACAAUAUAAGCGUCUCAGUCCGGAUGUAUUGAUUGAUCGUCUGAUUAAUCGUAACAACCAUCUACUCGCUAUUCGUAUAGCAGAAUACCUGAAAUUACGCACGGACAAAAUCCUGAUCCAUUGGGCCUGUGAAAAAAUCAAAUCCAGCACUGAAGAUGAGGAGGCCAUUUGCAGAACAAUUGUGGACAAGCUCGCCAAAAAGCCCGGGCUAUCUUAUGCCGAGAUAGCAAAGACAGCACACGAUGCGGGCCAAACACGCUUAGCCACCAAGUUGUUGGAUUACGAGCCUCGAGCAGCUGAUCAAGUGCCUUUGUUGAUUUCCAUGCAAGAAGAUGAGACAGCCUUGAUCAAAGCGAUUGAAAGUGGAGACACAGACCUGGUUUACUUGGUCAUCUUCCACCUGAAACGCAAGCUUCCUUUGGGCGAAUUUUUCCGCAUGAUCAACAACAAACCAAUGGCCUGCAAUUUACUGGAAGUGUAUUGCAAGGAACAAGACACUGAAUUAUUGAAAGAUUUCUACUAUCAGGAUGACAGAAGAAUUGAUAGCGCCAAUGUGGUUUUAUCAGAGGGGUUUGCUGAAUUGGACAUUGCAGAACGCAUCAAGAAACUCAAAAUCGCUGGAAAGAUUUACAGCGAACACCGCGAACAAGCGUUUGAAGCCAAGGCUGUAGACGAAGCCGUGAAACUACUGCAAUUCCAACUUACACUCGAAAAAGAUACCCAACAGUCAUUCACAGGUCUUUCCAUCAGUGAGACCAUUUACAAAUGUACAACACUUGGCCAACACAACAAGGCGUCCAAGAUCAAGACAGAUUUCAAGGUGCCAGACAAGAGAUUUUGGUGGGUCAAACUGCGUGCCUUGGUGGAAGUUAGAGAUUGGGAAAAUCUAGAGAAGCUCUCCAAGAGUAAAAAAUCGCCCAUCGGGUAUGAGCCCUUUGUUGAAGAGUGUAUCAAGGCUCGACAAUAUCAAGAAGCAUCUAAAUACAUUCUUAAAUGUGACCCUCCUGUGAGACCCAUGUUGUUUGUCAAGAUUGGAGCCUUUAAAGAAGCAGGUGAACAGGCCUAUUUGAACAAGGAUGUCGAAGGACUCAGGGAAGUAAGAGCCAAAUGUACAAACCACAUUGUAGCGCAGGAAUUGGAUUCGCUCCUUGCUCAGCUUAAUGCCAAAUAA
This is a messenger RNA of Mucor velutinosus, 2463 nucleotides long. RefSeq lists its product as uncharacterized. Gene Ontology annotation, biological process: endosomal transport; intracellular protein transport; vacuole fusion, non-autophagic. The transcript has 10 exons. Lineage: Eukaryota; Fungi; Mucoromycota; Mucoromycetes; Mucorales; Mucoraceae. Gene Ontology annotation, molecular function: actin binding. The coding region runs from base 1 to 2463 and encodes 820 amino acids. Gene Ontology annotation, cellular component: endosome; lysosomal membrane; cytoplasm. The record is from RefSeq and is a predicted model, not a curated record.